Messenger RNA from Phlebotomus argentipes, 1544 nucleotides. Its product is annotated as damage-control phosphatase ARMT1. Gene Ontology annotation, molecular function: phosphatase activity. The transcript is spliced from 3 exons. Gene Ontology annotation, biological process: DNA damage response. Gene Ontology annotation, cellular component: nucleus; cytoplasm. Bases 109 to 1434 code for a protein of 441 amino acids. The record is from RefSeq and is a predicted model, not a curated record. NCBI's taxonomy places the organism in Eukaryota, Metazoa, Arthropoda, Insecta, Diptera, Psychodidae.
ACAUCGUUGCAGAGCGAAGGUGUUUUCGUUCGUGCUUGAUUCUGGGCUGUUUUGCUGGCUCUCCUGGUGCUUCUCAUCUCUGUCCUUGCUGUGGGGCGCGUGGCGACGAUGGAGAUCUCAGAAUUGGACAAGAAGUUCAACAUCGUAGACGCGAAAACGCCCACAAAUCAUCAUCUCACGGCGCACUUCAAGAGGAGUUUUGCUCACUACACCAUUAAGGAUCGCCUGCCGGUAAUACUCACACGGAUCAUUGAUGGCUUGUCGCGUGAGAAGGAAGCAAUCAGCUUGGCUUAUGGUGAGGAAUCCGCCGAUGACCUGAAAGAUGUGAUAGGCAACAUAUCAAAGCUCAAGUACGAGUUGCAGACGGACAAGAAGUUCAAGCCGUUGGACGGCAAUGACAGCGACCAGGAGGCGUGGAACGCCUUCCUGCGCGCCCUCCCGGACACCCACAAUUCCUACUUCUCCGCCGUGUGGCUGCACGCCGAGUGCUACAUGUAUCGGCGCGUGCGGGCGAUCUUCGCCGAGACGGCGACGCUGAAGCAGUUUGACUACUUCCGCAGGCAGAAGGAGGAGGCUUUCAUGGGCAGCCUGGGCGCCUUCUUGCGCCUCACGGAGAAGCUCAACGAGACGCGCGAGGCGAAGUCGCGCGCCGAGCUGAAGAUACUCUUCCGGCAGCUGCUGAAGGUGAACUUGUGGGGCAACAGAAUCGAUCUGUCCAUCAGUGGUGGGCGGAUUGUGAGCCAGGACGAGGACCCAUUUGCCACUCUUGCCAAUCUGGAGACGUUCAUCCUGGCGGACGACACGGACGCGAUCUGGGCGUGCGUGGCCAGCACGGACGGCAACAUAAUUGUUGACAUUGUCAAUGACAAUGCCGGCUAUGAACUGCUCACGGAUCUCUGUCUGGGUGACUUUCUCAUCUCGCACAAUCUCGCCGCGAAGAUUCGCUUCCAUGUGAAGACCAUUCCCUGGUUCGUGUCGGACGUCACGCCGCACGACUUCCGCUGGACGCUGGACAGCCUGUCGGUGCACGCGAAGGCGACACUGCGCGAUCUGGGCUGUAGACUGUCCAACUACAUGGAGACGGGGCACUUUGAGCUGCUCGAGGACGAACACUUCUGGACAUCGGCGCACGACUACAGUGAGAUGCAGCACGUGAAGCCCAGCGUGCACCGGACGCUGCAGCAAGCGCACCUAAUCGUCUUCAAGGGCGACCUCAACUACCGCAAACUCCUCGGUGAUCUCCAGUGGGACACCACCACGCCCUUCCCCGACGCCCUGCGUGGCUUCCGGCCCAGCAAUCUCUGCGCGCUGCGCACCGUGAAGGCGGAUCUGGUGGCUGGACUGCCGCGCGGACGCGCCGAGGGUCUGACAGCGAAGGAUGCCAAGUGGAUGGAGACCGGUGAUUACGGUGUGAUCCAAUUCGCGCCCAAAUAAGCCAACCCUGUGCGUGAUUCAGCCAAAAACAGAAAUAAAUUCCCCCGUGUCCUUAAAUGUGUCUUCGUUGUGUGAGCGAAAUUAAAGAUUUUGGGCGAAGUGCAAAGUUA